CCCCUGCAUUGUUUCUCAUUUUCAGAUCAAAACAACGUAUAGAGAAUCCUAUACACACGUAUUUGUGAAUAUAUAUAUAGAGAGAGAGAGAGAGAGAGAAUGUUGGGAGUGUUUAGCAGUUCGAUAGUGUCGCCGCCGGAUGAGCUGGUGGCGGCGGGGAGCAGGAAGCCGUCGCCAAAGGUGACGGCGGAGAAUUUGGUGGCGCGUUUCGUGGAAGCGAAUUCUUCGGCGGUUUCCGUGAAAAUAGGCGAGGAUGUCCAGCUAGCCUACACUCAUUACAAUCAGUCCGCUUUACGGCCAAGAUCGUUUGCGGUUAAGGAUGGGAUAUUCUGCUUGUUUGAAGGGGCCCUUGACAACUUAGGCAGUAUGAAGCAACAGUAUGGUCUUGCAAAGUCUGCAAAUGAGGUGCUUUUGGUGAUUGAAGCAUACAAGGCACUUCGUGACCGAGCCCCUUAUCCUCCGGACCAUGUCGUUGGCCACCUCCGAGGGAAUUUCGCAUUCAUAGUUUUCGACAGAUCCACUUCUACCAUAUUUGUAGCCACUGACCAAUAUGCUAAGGUUCCUCUCUAUUGGGGAAUCACUGCUGACGGAUACGUGGCGUUUGCCGAUGAUGCUGAGUUGCUCAAGGGUGCCUGUGGAAAGUCCCUUGCUUCUUUCCCACAAGGAUGCUUCUUUUCCACAGCAUUUGGUGAACUUAGAAGCUACGAGAACCCCAAGAAUAAAAUCACUGCUGUUCCUGCUAAAGAGGAAGAAAUAUGGGGAGCUAAAUUCAUGGUGGAAGGGCCAAGCGUUCUUGCAGCCACAAAAUAGAGCACCUAUGAAAAUCCAAGUAUUGCUCCAUAAUAUGUCACGUUUGUUGCAAUAGUGAAAGAAGAGGGGGGGACGAAGUGGUGGGGAACUCUGUGGGAUAAGUGAGAGCCAUGUAAAUAAAUGGAGGAGAUUCACUUGUUUGUUCUCAAAUAGAAUCAAGACUUCGCGUCAAGUUGUAAAUUAGUACUUCUUUGCUUCAUAUGCUUUUCUUUUUAGGCCUUCUUUUUUUCAUAAUGAAUCCGUAUAUGGUUGUUCGAUUUA
Molecule: messenger RNA, 1071 nt
Organism: Sesamum indicum (sesame)
Lineage: Eukaryota; Viridiplantae; Streptophyta; Magnoliopsida; Lamiales; Pedaliaceae
Product: stem-specific protein TSJT1
Source: RefSeq, a predicted model, not a curated record